Mytilus trossulus (common blue mussel) is the source of this 788-nucleotide messenger RNA. RefSeq names its product ficolin-1-like. The transcript is spliced from 5 exons. NCBI's taxonomy places the organism in Eukaryota, Metazoa, Mollusca, Bivalvia, Mytilida, Mytilidae. The record is from RefSeq and is a predicted model, not a curated record. The coding region runs from base 13 to 753 and encodes 246 amino acids.
UGAACAGCAACAAUGAGAGCAAUUGGGAUUUUUUUCCUUGUGAUAUGUGGAAUUCUUGUAACCGGCAUUAAAGCACAUCUUAAAGACAAUAAUGAAUAUUUCAAACGCCGUCCCAAGGAUUGUACAGACAUUGAUAUCAAACACAAGAGUGGUGUUUAUAAAAUUUACCCAGAAGGCUCGGCUGAUGGAUUUAACGUAUAUUGUGAUAUGAUGACAGAAAGCGUGAACGGCGGCUGGACGGUGUUUCAAAGAAGAAUGAAUGGUAAAACAGAUUUUUACAGAGAUUGGAAAGAAUAUAAAGAAGGAUUUGGAAGUCUGAGGAGUGAAUUUUGGUUAGGUAACGACAGACUCCAUAUGCUGACGGCACAAGGAAAAUAUGAACUGAUGAUAACCAUGGAAGAUUUCUCCAAUCAGAACCGUUAUGCUAAAUAUGACAACUUUAAAGUAGGGAAUGAGAAAUCGAAAUACGGGAUGACUAUUGGUACUUACAGGGGGAAUGCAGGAAAUUCUCUUUCCGGUCAUCAUAACAAACAAUUCUCUACAAAAGACCAAGAUAAUGAUGUUGAUUCUUCUAAUUGUGCAACAAAGUACAAAGGAGCGUGGUGGUAUGGCAGUUGUCAUCACUCCAAUCUGAAUGGACUCUACCUAUCCGGAAAACACUCUUCUUUUGCUGAUGGAAUUAACUGGGACGCAUGGAGAGGUUAUCAUUACUCAUUAAAACAUACAGCAAUGAUGAUAAAAAGACUAAAUUGAAAAAAGAAAAACAGAUUUUCAGUCGAAAAAUCAAU